CGCUGUUGAAGCCUGCGUCGAGGUAGAGGCGUGAUGGGGCGCCGUACGAGAGCUGGACGAAGGGGAGUAGCGGUCGGAGGGGUGAGUUGAAGAGCCCUGCGACUAUCGCGGCCCGAUCGACGCUGUUGAAGGCGUUCGAUAGGUUGACUUGGAGUACAAGGGCAGCGGGGAAUUCGGUUGUGUAGGCAUUCGCCUAUGGCGAUGGGUCGCGUGCCGCCCCCGGGCUUAGGAAAAGCGAUGAGGCGGCUGGCAGUGAGGAGGGAUGCAAUUUCGGCGGUGGAGUUCCCUUUUAGCUGGCGGAUUGUGAGCGCGUACAGUCUGCUGACCACCGUUCCGUUGGCGAGGGCAGCCUCGCGAAUGUGCUCGAAACACAUUCCUGAAGGCCCUGCGCCCACCCCGUUCUCGCAACGGCCGAGUAACCGGAUGAACUCAGCUUGCGAGAAUCUGUGGGAGCAGCAGGCGGAGAUCGUCACCAGCCUCGUCGCCCAGCACCCCAAGCUGCGCACCAGCCACGGCAGGAAGGUGUUGGAGAUCCGCCCCAUUGUGGACUGGGACAAGGGCAAGGCUGUCUCCUACCUCCUCACCACCCUCGGUCUGAACGAUGAUGGCUCGGUGCUGCCGCUCUACAUUGGGGAUGACCGCACCGACGAAGAUGCCUUCAAGAUGCUGCGGGAGCGGGGGUCAGGGUGUGGGAUCAUUGUGUCCGCAGCAGCCAAGCCCACUGCAGCCGCUUUCUCGCUCAGAGACCCCUCCGAGGUGAUGGAUUUCCUGCAGAAGCUGGUGAAGUGGAAGGAGCAGCAGGGGGCAUCAUGACAUGGAAGCUGUCAAGCUACUGCAUCUAGUUAACGACAUGCCAGGGUGACUCCAUCCUUGGCUUGGCCUGCCGCAAUAAGUGGAUGCUCCUAAGGGGGUGUUCAGAGCAGGACCGGACCGGAAUGUAAUGGUCGUUUACGUUCCGAAAACGCAAGCCACACACUUUAAUGCUCUGCGAUGUCCUCCUGAGACGUGGUGUGGUGUGCUCUACUUUCGAUUGUCAACCCCCCAUAUUCUUCCCUCGGGGCUGAUGCGGAACUUUUCCUGUUCAUGGGCUUGCUUAAUUAUGGCGCUCACUAGCUAGAAACCGAUGCAUGGGAAUCCUCGGGACAGCCUCGAGUUCAGUUCAUAGGGGAAACUUGGAUGUGCAUCCAUACGACGGUGGAGCUAAGUAGAUGUGGUUUUAUAGAUAAUUAUUUUUAGGUCGAGCGGAGGACGGUCUGCAUACCACUUGACUCCGUACAUGUUCGUUAGAAUGCUUUAGGGCAAUACACGUCUAUUUCCCCAUUUGUUAACCUACG
Closterium sp. NIES-67 is the source of this 1334-nucleotide messenger RNA. The record is from the annotation of a GenBank genome assembly. NCBI's taxonomy places the organism in Eukaryota, Viridiplantae, Streptophyta, Zygnematophyceae, Desmidiales, Closteriaceae.